Molecule: messenger RNA, 1410 nt
Organism: Stegostoma tigrinum
Lineage: Eukaryota; Metazoa; Chordata; Chondrichthyes; Orectolobiformes; Stegostomatidae
Gene: cfap77
Product: cilia and flagella associated protein 77
Exons: 7
Coding region: 284-1018 (244 amino acids)
Source: RefSeq, a predicted model, not a curated record
GCAAGCCUUAGCAACGUUCUGGACCUUAGAUACCGUUACCACGACAAUAGGUUCCUAACAGCCGAAGAAAUCUGCGUAAUGGAUGAUUCAAGAUGCCUCUACAUCUAAAAUAAUGAGAUAUGUUUAAAUGCCUGCCUUUCCUGAUAAGUUAAGGGAACUUGUCCAACUUUUGUCAGACAGCAAAGUUAGCAUCUGCAGUCAUUCAACUGUCGUGAACCAGCCUUAAGGGAGCAUUUGAAUCUAAAAUUCAUCAUUAUUAUUGAUUAAUGAGAUAGAAGGAGAGAUGCAACCUGCUCCACAGUGGUCAGAGAAUGAUCGUGUUGGGAAAGUCAGGGAUUCCAUGUUGGCUAAUCCUCUUAUAGUGAAGUCCGAACUUGGCAAAGGAAAACGAAGUGGUAACCCCCUACCAGGACCUACUCAUGUGUAUGGGACAAUUGAGAGAGUCUAUGAUGGCGGAGUUCCUGCAGCUAUUGGUCACUGGCAUACAAUGAAACCCAAAAAACAGGAAACUCUGCACAAACUCAGACGUGACUUUGCAGCAUUGAAUAAAGCAGCCAUUAAAGCAGGAUUGGUUACUCCACGAGAGAUCUACCAGUUUAGGGCAACACAUGACAUUGGAAUUUUGGGGAAAGAGGUAGAAAAAAAAGAAGGCAUGCUCCCUGAAAUAACUUUUGGAAUGCCAGUACGGCCCUCAACCCCAAUGUUUGACCUAUUGGAGAAUAAAUUCCAGAAGGAAUGGUUAGACGACCAGAAAGCAAGAGACCAGAUCAAGCAGAAGAAAAAGACCCGUCAGGUCACCCUCGUAAAGAAUUAUCAAACCCGUGCAGCAGUACUGAGCAAAGCAGUACCAAAAGUGGACCCUGCACCAAUAGUGCAUCCAAAACGCUACCAGAAGAUUGGACCUCACUUAGAUACUUUCCGGAGCAUGGAAGCUCGCCGUGCAGCUUUCGAUGUGAACUGGUUGGAUUCAGCUGCAAGGAGUGGCCCCCAUGGACAUGGUGUCUAUGCCUUUGAAUAAAUCGGAACCUAAAUUAUUAGUUUCUUUAACUUGCAAAUUAAAUAGAGGGAUUGUAAUUGUGCAUAUUUUCAAAUGCUUGAAAUAGGUCGCGAUUUUAAUACAUAACUGGAAUUAAAUUAAUCUUUUAGCCUUUUUGAUUACAUCUGUUGUGUUUCAAGAUGCAACACUGGAUUCAGAAAGAAAACUUACUUCAGUUUAAUGUUCUGUAUGUAAGAAAAUGUUAUUUUCAUCCCUCUGUUCAGAGAAAAUAAAUGGUCAUCUACUAUACAUCGAUGUCCAAGACAACCUAAUGAAAACUAUCAGAUAAGGUCUCCUAAGUUUAUCAAUUAAAAGAAACAUUAUUCCGUAGCAUGCAAUUACUCAGAACUUAUGUAAACUCUGUUCCCACAUGA